This is a messenger RNA of Sparassis crispa, 252 nucleotides long. RefSeq lists its product as hypothetical. The record is from RefSeq and is a predicted model, not a curated record. Gene Ontology annotation, molecular function: structural constituent of ribosome. Gene Ontology annotation, cellular component: ribosome. The coding region runs from base 1 to 252 and encodes 83 amino acids. Gene Ontology annotation, biological process: translation. NCBI's taxonomy places the organism in Eukaryota, Fungi, Basidiomycota, Agaricomycetes, Polyporales, Sparassidaceae. The transcript is spliced from 2 exons.
AUGCUCCGCGCACUCCUCACGUCCAGCAGGCCGCUAUUGGCGCGCAUUCGCGCACCCUGUCUGCAGCACGCACAUCCCCAUGCACACCGUUUCGCACUCCCCACCACACAAACGACUGCGUCCAUGGCCAGGGGGAUGAAGGUUCGAUCGUCGGUGAAGCGGAUGUGUGAUGGCUGCAGUGUCGUUCGUAGGAAGGGGAGAGUUUAUAUCAUCUGCUCCAGGAAUCCCAAGCACAAGCAGCGACAGGGCUGA